GGAAAAGCGGAGAUAGCCGAUUAAACCUCGUAGAAAUGAGCUGGAAUUUGUUCAAGGGUGGACCUAAGAAGCAGAUUGUCCCCAAGACUGUUGAAAGGGACUUUGAACGAGAAUAUGGCAAGCUCCAGCAGUUGGAAGACCAGAUCAAAAAACUACAGAAGGACAUGAAGAAAAGUAUUGAGGCCGAUUUAGCAAUGUCUAAGUCAGCAGUCAGGAUCUCCUCUGAUCUGUUGGGGAAUCCCUUGUGUGAGCCAGAUGCAGAUUUCCUCCAGAUGGUAACGGCACUUGACACAGCCAUGAAACGUAUGGAUGCCUUCAACCAGGAAAAGGUUAACCAGGUCCAGAAGACUGUGAUGGAUCCUCUGAAGCGGUAUAGCAGUGUCUUCCCUUCCCUAAACAUGGCGGUUAAGCGCAGGGAGCAGGCUCUUCAGGAGUACAAGCGACUUCAGACCAAGGUGGAGAAAUACGAGGAAAAAGAUAAAACCGGAGCAAUGAUUGCAAAGCUGCACCAGGCUCGGGAAGAGCUGCGUCCUGUCCGUGAAGACUUUGAGGCUAAGAAUCGCCAGCUCUUGGAUGAGAUGCCAAAGUUUUAUAACAGUCGUACAGAUUUCUUCAAACCCAGUUUCCAGUCGCUGAUCCGGGCGCAGGUAGUCUAUUACACAGAGAUGUCCCGAGUGUUCGGGGACCUGGCACAGCAGGUGGAUGAGGUGCAGCUAUCUGAUGCAGAGCGAGAGCAGGAGAAUGAAGCCAGACUGGCAGAGCUGCGUUCACUUUCCAUAGUUGCAGACGACUGACCACUGAACCCCACAGGCACUCCAUCUUUAAAUUAAUAUAAACUGAUAAAGAGUUUUUUACCCUCAGGUAACUGUAAGCUAGGGCAGUCAGGCACUGGGAGCAGCCAGUCCCAUCUGAAUGAGCAAUCAGUACUAUUGCUGAGACUGCACCAUUAUAUAAAGGGAUCCGUCUGCAAUGGCAAACGAUUGCUCAGCUGGUGGGUUUGGCUUCUACCGACUGCCCAUUACUCAUAUCUAACUUUGUUUUUCAUUAUGGUGAUUUCUGUAAAUUCUUAGGGAAUUGCAAGGCAUUAGGAUAAAGGGAUAGGGCAUUACUCAGAGAAAGAGAGCAGAUUAGCAGACAUUGAUGGGCUUGUGUAACAUGUUUGAAAUAGAUACUGAUUCCCAUUAAAGCAGGCAUGGAUGAUUGGAGACCAUCUAGAUCAGGGGUCUCCAACUUUUUGGGGGGAGUUGGGGAUCAACACAAGAUGUGGUCUGACAGCCUAUAGGAGGCUCUGUUUGGCUCUUGCCUCCAAACCUGAAAUUCAGAAAUAAGCAGCUACUUUGAGGCCACUGGGAGCAACAUCCAAGGGGAGUAGCAUGUUGCUUGCGAGUCACUGGUUGGGUAUCACUGGUCUAGAUAAUGAUGAGCUACAGCUUUCAGAACUUCUCCUAUAGACUUAACCUGUCACUGGGACUAGAUGCUUGAACUGUUAAGCUAAAGGUUUGAUAGGAGGUGGAGGCCGGUAGCAAGGGUGCCUCCUAGUACAGGUAUGGGACCUGUUAUCCAGAAUGCUUGGAACCUGGAGUUUUCCAGAUAAGGGAUCUUUCUGUAAUUUGGAUCUCCAUAACUUAAGUCUGCUAAAAAUCAUUUAAAUAUUAAAUAAACCUAAUAGUCUUGUUUCGUCUCCAAGAAGGAUUAAUUAUAUCUUAGUUGGGAUCAAGUACAAGGUACUGUUUUAUUAUUACAGAGAAAAGGGAAUCAUUUAACCAUUAAAUAAACCCAAUAGGGCUGUUCUGCCCCCAAUAAGGGGUAAUUAUAUCUUAGUUGGGAUCAAGUACAGGUACUGUUUUAUUAUUAGAGAGAAAAGGGAAUCAUUUAACCAUUAAAUAAACCCAAUAGGGCUGUUCUGCCCCCAAUAAGGGGUAAUUAUAUCUUAGUUGGGAACAAGUACAGGUACUGUUUUAUUAUUACAGAGAAAAGGGAAUCAUUUAACCAUUAAAUAAACCCAAUAGGGCUGUUCUGACCCCAAUAAGGGGUAAUUAUAUCUUAGUUGGGAUCAAGUACAAGGUACUGUUUUAUUAUUAGAGAGAAAAGGGAAUCAUUUUUAAAAAUUUGAAUUAUUUGCUUAUAAUGGAGUCUAUGGCAGGUGGCUUUUCCGUAAUUCGGAACUUUCUGGAUAACUGGUUUCUGGAAAAGGGGUCCCAUACCUGUAUAGGGAAAUGAUAUGUUAUAACACUAAAUUGCCCUAUUACAAAGGUACUGAACCACUGUUAGCUAAAUUGUAGUUUUCAUGAUUUCUUGGAAUUGGGCAGCUAUUGGGAGGCUAGUAUAGGGCUACUGGUUAGCAUUAACCGAGUUAUACAUUACUGCCUAGUUAUGUAUUUCAGCAUUGUUAUAUAGACGGUUUAUGUAGAACACUAACUAGAAUAUAGUGUAGAAUAGGCCUGGAGAAAAACUAUUUGCUUGUUUUUAGCAUUUACCAACAUCAACAGUUUUGUACUCUGUAAGGCUUGCAGCUUCCAUUACCCUGCUGUCUGGUUGGGGAAUUGGACCUCUUUCUAUGGGUGCUUACCUGUGAGACCUCCAAUUGUGAGAGCUCCAGUCACACAGGUUAUGUUGUAGUGCCCAUCAGUGUUUGCAAGUGAAUUGUGUUCGGCCCCCGGGGGUUAGGGGGUGUCACGUGACUGUUUCAUGAAUACACAUGGUUCUAUGUGCCUUAAUAUUUUGCACCUCGGAAUCAGAUAUGAGAUUUAGAAAUGAGGAAUUGUCCAUCUUUGUGUAAAUAUGAAGUGUUUACCAGUUCUUGGUCUUGGGGUGCUCUGGGGAAGAGGAAGAUACUGAGGGUAACCUGAGAUGGGCCCCAGGCAGCUUACAGACAGUUGUAGCAGCUCAUUGGCAAUAUUCUCCUAGGUGAUUUUAUUAUAGUACUUUAUGUCAGGGGGUUUGUUUGAGAACAGGUUCCCAGGGCUGAUGGAGCACAAGAUGUUUCCCUCCUGCAGGUGUAGCCACUGCCCAGUGUUCCCAACUCAGUGAGGGGCUACUUGGGUGUUUUCAGGGGCUUCACCCCCGACUGAAAUAAUCAAGCAGAAAAGCCUUGUGUUCCAUCAUCCUGUUACUUGGGUUGGAGAGGUAUUCAUGGUUAAACUAAGGGUUGCUGGUCCCACUGAAUCCGUAUCUGUACAAUAUGAUCUGAGACUCUCGCUUAGUAAUCACAAUACUCCCUUUCCUCUGUGUCCUGCUAUCAGGAAGAUUACCCCACAUCCGUCCAGUGAUCCACACACCGAUAUUACCUACUGAUGCACGCUGUGCUACUGACAAACCUGAGCUGCUUGACCCCAUACAGACAGAUACAGCCAUCUAUACACACAUGUCCACUCACAGAAUUAUCUGCACGGAACUUUCCUCUCUCUUCCCCUUCUCCUGCCCUGUCUUACAUACUAAUGGCCACCCCUGUGGCUGCUGGGGGAUUAUAGUUCCCAGCAUUCUCUUUCAGCCUUCUUCCUUCCCAAACCCUAUGCACACUACAUUCCUCCAGUUCUCUUUUCCUUUUAUCUUGCUUUCUCCAUCAUCUCCGUUGUGCCUUCCCACACAUAUCAUUCUGUAGCCCCCCUCUAUAAUUUGCCUUUACAAGCCAGUUUACAAACCUGCUACUGCAAUGUCUUCUAUGUAAUUAAACUGUGUACAGAAAGGUCCUUUAUUUUACUACUAGUAUCUAAUCUUGUUACAGAUUGAAAGCUUUUUUUUUUUAAAUAAAAUGCUCUCAUAUGUGG
This is a messenger RNA of Xenopus tropicalis (tropical clawed frog), 3767 nucleotides long. It is a transcript of the gene bin3, whose product is annotated as bridging integrator 3. The coding region runs from base 36 to 794 and encodes 252 amino acids. Lineage: Eukaryota; Metazoa; Chordata; Amphibia; Anura; Pipidae. The transcript has 9 exons. Gene Ontology annotation, biological process: developmental growth; endocytosis; actin cortical patch localization. Gene Ontology annotation, cellular component: cytoplasm; cytoskeleton. The record is from RefSeq and is marked provisional.